CACCAAUGACUCCUGUCCAUCUUUUUGACCAUGUUUGUCGGGUUUUGAAUUGAACCAUCAGGCUCCUCUUCUACUCCUCCCAGUGUGGAUCCAAACAUAAAGACAAACCAUGCUGAUAAAGGAGUAUCGCAUCCCCAUGCCCAUGAGUGUGGAGGAGUACCGCAUCGCGCAGCUCUACAUGAUCCAGAAAAAGAGCAGAGAGGAGAGCUGCGGUGAAGGCAGUGGUGUGGAAAUCCUAGAGAACAAGCCUUAUGAGGAUGGGCCCGGAGGUUCGGGUCAGUACACACACAAGGUCUAUCACAUCGGCAAGCACAUCCCCUCCUGGUUCUGUGCCAUCUUGCCUCAGGCGGCCCUUCGAGUGGAGGAGGAGUCGUGGAACGCUUAUCCAUACACACGCACACGAUACACAUGUCCGUUUGUGGAGAAAUUUUCAAUAGACAUAGAAACAUAUUACAAACCUGACACAGGAAAUCAAGUGGACGUCUUCAAUCUGUCCUCUGCUGAGAAAAGAGUAAGGACAAUAGAUCCCAUAGACAUAGUGAAGGACUAUAUUGCCCCACAUGAGUACUUAGUGGAAGAGGACCCUAAACUCUAUCAGUCACUCAAGACCAAGCGGGGGCCACUAUCCGAGGACUGGAUUGAAGAAAUCAACCAAAAUCCAGGCCAGAACCCAGUCAUGUGUGCCUACAAGCUCUGCAAAGUGGAAUUCAGAUACUGGGGCAUGCAGUCCAAGAUUGAGCGCUUUAUACAUGAUGUUGGUCUGCGUAGAGUGAUGGUGCGGGCCCACAGACAGGCGUGGUGCUGGCAGGAUGAAUGGUAUGGACUGACCAUAGAGGACAUCAGGCUGUUAGAACUGGAGACCCAGCUGGCCUUAGCUAAAAAGAUGGGCCAAUAUAGCCUGAAUGAGGAGGGAGGAGGAGAGACAAAUGGCUCUUCUCUAACUCCAGACCAGGAGCAAGGAGCAGGGACAACGGGACCAUCCUCUGAAAAUGAGGGAGGUGCAACUAAAAUGGUGGAAUCACUGGAAACAAGAGGAGAACUCACUAAACAGUGGUCGACGUCUUCCAGGUCCUCCAACCGCUCGUCCAAGAGAGGAGGAAGUCCCUCACACCAAAGCAUAUCUGAAUGGAGGAUGCAAAGCAUUGCUCGUGACUCAGAGGACAGCACAGAUGACGAGUUUUUUGAUGCACAUGAAGACUUCUCUGACAAUGAAGAAAUAUUUCCCAAGGAGAUUACAAAGUGGAGCUCAAAUGACCUGAUGGAUAAAAUGGAAACAAUAGAGGUGGAUGAAGCACAAGAAACCUUGUAUCAGGAUUCACAAGGGGAGUAUUCUGUCCUAAGUAAUGAGGAGACACAUAUAGAUGACUGUUCAUCUCAACAGUGUCUUCAGGCAUCCAAGAUUCAUGUCCUCGUUUUGGUCCUUCAUGGGGGAAACAUUCUGGAUACUGGCUCUGGGGACCAGAACAGUAAACAAGGAGAUGUCAACACUUUGAGUGCAGCUUUUGACACUGUCAUGAGGGUUCAUUACCCCACAGCACUGGGCCGUAUUGCCAUUCGGGCAGUUCCAUGCCCUGCGAUUUGUGUGGAGGCAUUCUCUCUUGUCUCAAACCUUAGCCCCUACAGCUAUGAUGAAUCCUGUCUAUCCAGUAGUCAGGACCAUAUACCACUGGCUGCACUGCCCCUGCUGGCGACGUCGGCCCCCCAGUACCAGGACACUGUAGCUACAGUGAUCUUGCGAGCCAACCAGGUGUACAGUGACUUCAUCAAGUCUUUAGAAGGGGCUCCAUUUACUGGACAAGUUUGUGUUAUUGGGGAUUGUGUUGGCGGGAUCUUGGGCUUUGACGCUCUCUGCAGUAGCUCAAUAGUUGUCUCUGAAAGCCAGAACAGCAGCAGACGAGGCAGUACCAUCAGUGUGCAGGAUACAGACCUCUUGUCCCCAGGUAUUGUGAUAAACAGCAUCUCGCCAUCUUCACCAACACUGGAAGGAAGUCGACAUCUCAGCAGAAGCAAUAUUGACAUUCCUCGAAGCUCAGGGCAAGAUGAUCCCAAGAAACAGCUCCCUCGCAAACGCAGUGACUCCUCCACAUAUGAAAUUGACACCAUCAAGCACCACCAGGCUUUUCUUUCCAGCCUUCACUCCAGUGUUCUCCAUGGGGACACGGGAUCACGACGCUCCAGCAACAGCACUAUGCUGGAGGGAGGCUCUCUGGGGAAGUUUGACUUUGAGGUGACAGACUUCUUCCUGUUUGGAUCUCCUCUAGGACUGGUGCUUGCAUUGAGGAAGACUGUGGUGCCCUCAUUAGAUGUGUCAGCCCUGCGCCCUGCCUGUCAGCAGGUUUAUAACCUGUUUCAUCCUGCUGACCCCUCUGCAUCGCGGCUGGAGCCCCUCCUGGAUAAGCGCUUUUACCUGCUCCCACCCUUUAACAUCCCACGAUAUCAGCGUUUUCCACUGGGGGAUGGUCAUUCAGCACUGCUUGCUGAAACAGUGCAGAGUAAUCCACAGCUUCUGAUGGAUUCUGGGAGUGGAGUCGCCAACCGCCUCCAGGAUGGAGCCAUCACUGAGACCUCUAUUCCAGUGCCUGUGCUAAACUGGCAGGUCACACAGCCCCCAAUAGACUUGGAUUUGCUUCAUUCUCACUCAUACUCUGAUGGCCCGUGCCCAUCCCCUGGGGUGCCACACCUGCGUUGCACCCGUAGAGCCAGUGAGGCCAGCAUUGCUAGUCAGGUGUCAGGCUUAGCUGACUCAUAUACUGCAUCCAACAUUGCCACAACAAGCACACUUGAGGUAAGCCAGUCUAAAAGGUCCAGUCUGCUCACCCAUCUGGCCCUGCCCUACCAUAAAAUAAUGCGCACACCGUCACCUCGGUUACGCAAGAAAAUUGCUCAGGUGUUCCUCAAACACAACGGUGUGGAGUCACAGUCAGGCACGGCGCCUGCCUCGGACCUGACCUCUGACCCUGCUGAUGUCACCUGUGACCUGACAGAUAUCAGCUCCAACCCCCCAUCACCAGGUGUACUGAAGAACAUAGAGCAAGUUGCUUCGCGCUGGUGGGGCAGUAAGAGGAUGGACUACGCCCUGUACUGCCCUGAUGCACUGACGGCGUUUCCCACAGUGGCCCUGCCUCAUCUCUUCCAUGCCUCCUACUGGGAGUCAACUGAUGUAGUGUCUUUUCUCCUAAGACAGGUAAUGAGACAUGAAAACUCUAGCAUUCUGGAGCUUGAUGGAAAAGAGGUGUCUGAAUUUACUCCUUCAAAACCUCGGGAAAAGUGGCUUCGCAAAAGAACUCAUGUUAAGAUUCGGAAUGUAACAGCAAACCACAGAGUUAACGAUUCUGUAUACUCAGACGACGGGCCCCAGAUGGUAACAGGACGAUUUAUGUAUGGCCCUCUAGACAUGGUUACCCUUACAGGAGAGAAGAUUGACAUUCACAUCAUGACCCAGCCUCCAUCCGGAGAAUGGGUUUAUUUUGACACUGAGCUCACCAACAGCAGUGGACGUAUCUCUUAUGUAAUACCUGAGUCCAAGAGACUUGGCAUCGGUGUAUACCCUGUCAAAAUGGUGGUGAGGGGAGACCACACAUUUGCAGACAGCUAUCUCACCAUCAUCCCACGGGGAACAGAGUUUGUCGUAUUCAGUAUUGAUGGAUCAUUUGCUGCCAGUGUUUCUAUAAUGGGUAGUGACCCAAAGGUUCGGGCUGGGGCAGUGGAUGUGGUGAGGUACUGGCAGGAUUUGGGGUAUCUGAUAGUAUAUGUCACAGGACGUCCCGAUAUGCAGAAGCAGCGAGUUGUAGCUUGGCUUUCUCAGCAUAACUUUCCUCAUGGGAUUGUAUCUUUUUGUGAUGGACUGGUUCAUGACCCUCUUCGACACAAAGCCAACUUUCUCAAGUCCCUGAUCACAGAGGCCCACAUGAGGAUCUUUGCAGCAUAUGGUUCCACCAAGGACAUCUCUGUGUACUCUUCUCUUGGGGUCCCACCAUCCCACAUCUACAUAGUCGGCCGACCAACAAAGAAAAUGCAGCAUCAGUGUCAGUUUAUUUCUGAUGGGUACGCCUCUCACCUGUCCCAGCUGGAGUACAAUCAGAGGUCUCGACCUGCCAAGUCGGCUAGUACACGCAUGGUCCUCCGCAAAGGCAGCUUUGGCUUGAACGCAGCUGGUGGGGACUUUCUGCGCAAACGAAACCACAUAUUUCGCACCAUUUCUUCACAGCCUGGUGGAACAGGGCCAGGCUCGCCCAGCCAGCCAGGCCGUACCGAGAGGACUCAGAGCCAAUGUGAAGGGGAGCGAGACCGAGGGGUCAGCACGGCUACUCAAAGGAGCAUGAGCAUUGCAGCAGGCUGUUGGGGCCGCAGUGGCAGCACCAAGGAGGGCAGCGGGGGUCUAUUGGGUCCCAAGUAAGGAUUAAGCUCAGAUAGUGUUCCAUCAUGAUCCCUGAACAAGAAAGAAAGCCGAAUUGUGUUUUCAGAAGAUUAAAAGGAGGAUGAAUAAAUCAUCCAAAGGGAGUGGAUAUGUGAGAAAAAGAAAAGACAUUUCUGUAGCAUGACUCUUUUUAAGAACACAAGUAAAACAUUCAUUUCCCAUUUAUUGUAAGCCUUAAACCGAUAGAAUGGGAACUCCAGUUUCUGCACACAGAUGCUAUCAUGAACUCAGGACAUCAGCAGAGCCACUUUUAUGAACACUCAUAGUGUGUUUAGGGCCAAAUCCUUCAGAAGCCAAUGCUCACAUUUUCUGCAGAUAUGGUUACUUUUGAGAAACCCCUUCAAAAACCUUUAAAAAUAGAACAAACUCAAAAAUCUGAAAAUGAAUGCUUGUUUGAAUGAUGAGGCACUUUUCUACCAAAUUACAACAGAUUUAUAACAAAAUGAGUAUAUUGUUUGCAUUUAUGAAAAGUGAACUCUUUGAAUUUGGUCACAUGACUUCUUUUAUGGAAUCUGAGCUAAUAUACAAAGUAGAAAUAGUGAUGCAAAACACAUGUUUACAAGUUGUAGGUUGUUUCCUUGACAUGGUCUAUUUUAUCUCUUAAAUGGGCAAACAAUAGAUAUUCCUAUAGCAAGAAAUAUAAUUACACUUUAAUCAAUUCAUUACUCACCAUGCACCCCAUCUCCAAAGAUUGCCUAUAUACUGUAUAUUUAAAUCAGUUCAAAUGUCUGUGCUUGAGUCAUGAUACAGGUGCUUGUGCCUGUUUCACUGAACACUGAGAGACCAACAUGAUGUUUGACUCGAGGUCCUGAUGGCCCUUAUAUUCAGAUGGACAGGAAACAACUCAGACUCUGUACAGUCCACUGCAGUGAUCCCUUUACAUUCUUGCUUGCAAUACCUCUGAUCCGUCCAGUGGUGGGUUUUUGUUUGCCGGGUGCUGCUGCUGGGAGACAUCCCCUGACUUUUUGCUCUUGAGACAAAAAGGACACAGAUAUAUUCUGAAAGCCAACAGAUUUAUUUGGAAAUGAUGGCAGUGGGGCCUUUGCAUAGACUUCCUUUACAGAUACAGAAGCUCUUUUCAUUUUUGACCAAAUGAUUGACAGGCCAGUUGCUAAAGUGCUGACUUUCAAAGUAUAAUUGGGUGGGUACUUUUCAGAAGAGGUAGGUAGUAUGUGAUGUCAGUUUGUCUUUUCUGUAUUUCCAGAUGAAGAGGCCAUCUCACAUCUCCAACCUCAAGUCUGUAUACAAAGUAUAACGACCAUGUGUUAAGGGUUUGUGGAGCUUUUGUUUACAAUAAUUUCACAAGAUAUAAGAUGGAAAUCAGUUUCCACCCUUAAUGAGCAACCCAAAAACCAAAUGCAUAUUUUAUUACUGUAGGCUCAACUUUGUAACCUCAUUGAUAUUUUUUGCACUAGUUUACAGUAAAGUGAUACUGUAGUUAUUACCAUUUCAUGUUGCUACACUUAACAUAUUUGUAGUGCAUGGCAAUUAUUAUAUUUCAGGGUUUUGUUUUUUGGAGAAAUUCAGAAAUGUACAUUAUGUGCGGGCUUGAAAAGGAGGUAAAUGUGCCAAAAAAAAGUAUACUUUUAGAAGUGAAAAUAUGUUUAACCUUGUAAGAGGGGCUCAAAAAUAAGAAUAUUUUAAUUAAUACAUUUCUAAUUCAUGUAAUCUUAAAGAAAAAACGGUAAAGUCAAGCCAAGAUUGAGCAUGUUGCUGCAGUCGUGUCCAAAAUACUUGAAUGAGCAUAUGUCAGUAUACUUUUGUAUUUUGUUUUCAUUGUGCUCUUAAAGGAAAGGUCUGAAUGCAAAGUUAUUGAGCCCCUCUGAUUAAGAUGAAUGUUUGUCCAUUUGAUGCUGUUCACAAGAAGUGGGCUUUUGUUGUACAUAAUGUAAAAAUGUACAUUUUAUUGUAUGUACGUAUGACUAACAUGGCUAUUUAUUUAUCUAAGCCCAUGAUGAUACUAUGACAAUAUCAGGUAAAUUAUAUUUGAAUUAUGUAGCAUUUUAUUCAUCACUGGCAGUAAUUAAAUCUAUGG
Periophthalmus magnuspinnatus is the source of this 6452-nucleotide messenger RNA. RefSeq names its product membrane-associated phosphatidylinositol transfer protein 2-like. Gene Ontology annotation, molecular function: metal ion binding; phosphatidylinositol binding; phosphatidylcholine binding. Gene Ontology annotation, biological process: phospholipid transport. Lineage: Eukaryota; Metazoa; Chordata; Actinopteri; Gobiiformes; Gobiidae. Bases 110 to 4396 code for a protein of 1428 amino acids. The record is from RefSeq and is a predicted model, not a curated record. Gene Ontology annotation, cellular component: cytoplasm. The transcript has 26 exons.